Molecule: messenger RNA, 1407 nt
Organism: Adineta ricciae
Lineage: Eukaryota; Metazoa; Rotifera; Eurotatoria; Adinetida; Adinetidae
Source: the annotation of a GenBank genome assembly
AUGUCAGGCAGUGGCGUGGAACGUUCAAAUUUUCGUGGGAACAGACCUUUGUCGUCCAAUCCUCCCCAUUCCAUAUGUGUGACGGAUAGGAAAGUUGUGUCAUUUACACAUUUAUGGACAAUUGAUCAUUUUCAAUCGUAUCUUGAUGAUCCGCAAUCACCUCGUGUUCUUUUCAGUUCUUAUUUUUCUCCAAAUUUCGGUCCACAUACUGAUACAAGCUGGUGCUUGAAACUCUAUCCAAAAGGUGUUAAUGAAAAAUCCGUUGAAUACAUUAGUCUGUUUGUCAAAUACGUUCGUGGCCGUACGGAUCUACAAGCCAAAGCUGAAUUUUCUCUGAUCAACAGCCGUGGAGAAUUUCAUAUCGUUCGUAAAACUCCCUAUCACAUCUUUCCAACAGGCGGUGAUUGGGGCUAUUCGGAAUAUCUCAUGCGAAUGGUGUUGACCACUCAACGAAAAUCUGAAUUACUCAAUGCUGAUCAAAGUUUGAAAAUUUUUACGCGGGUGAUAAUUGUCGGUGAAUCAUCCUCGUCGAUAAUUCAUGAAGAGAAGAAGAACACUUAUGAAAGUCUGGUCUCUCUAUCAUCACAUUUAGGUUCGUUAUUAACUUCAACGAAAGACAACUGUCAUGAUGUGACCAUUAUCGUUCGGCCACAACAUUUCAAUAGUUUAGUCUACGAACACAAAUCACACGACACACCCUCGUCAUCGUCAGCGUCUUCAUCACCUAUCGAUGGAGCCAAAUCGUCGUCGAAAAAGGCGAACAGCAAUAAUAGUAGUAGUUCUAGUAUAGGAAAUAAUCGAACAAAACGUAAACGAUAUAGUACAAACUCAGGUGGAAGUAAUGGUGCUGGUGAAUCAUCUGGUGAAACAAAUAAUGAUGAAACAACAUCUACAGCAUUAGCUAUUCCGUCAACACCAACAACAAUGACAUUCUACGCUCAUCGGAGUAUAUUGAGUGUUCGUAGUCCAGUGUUCGCUGCGAUGUUUUCUCAUUCAAUGCUUGAAGAUCAAAAUUCGACCAUUGAAAUAACUGAUUUACAGCCCGAGACAGUUCGUGCUUUGCUCGAAUACAUCUAUACAUCGAAUGUCGAAGAGAUCGAUGAACACAAUGCUGUAGAAAUCUUUAAAGCUGCUGAUAAAUACGAAUUAGAAUUGUUGAAACAACGUGCGGAAUUAAUCAUGAUGAAUUCUUUAUCCGUUUCGAAUUGUACCAUGCUCUACAUAGUUGCCGAUUUACACAAUGCACACGAAUUGAAAAAGCGUGUUUUGAAUUUCAUUAUGCGCAAUAUCCUCGAAGUGACAGAAAGUGACGAUUGGCGAAUCUUAGUUGAACAACAUCCAGCAUUAGCGACCGAAGCAUUCGUCUAUUCAGCUGAACAUGCUGCAUCAUGUGCUUGUUCAUCCUAA